AUGGAAGCUAAAACUAUUUUCCUUUUAACAGUUCCCUCGGUGUUCCCGGUCUGCAAAAGCUCGUCACUCAUAAGUUUCAAAUCACCAGCACGCAUCACUGCAACACGUCGCCAUGUAAUAGCUUCCCACAACUCUGCCGCAGCCCCUACACGGGAGAAAGAUGCAAAAAAGCGAGUCGUUAUCACAGCAUUCCCAACGCGAAUCGGAGGUCAGAUUCGUGGAUUCGAGUCAAAUGAGUAUAUUGAUAGGAAAACUGAGCGCAGACUUGACGAUUGUCAACGGUAUUGUAUUGUUGCUGGGAAAAAAGCACUUGAAGAUGCUGGUCUUGGCAGCCAUGAACAGUCUAAAAUCAAUAAGGAACGUGCUGGUGUGCUUGUUGGGUCAGGACUCGGUGGUGCUACGGUAUUGUUUGAAGGUCUAGAGUCUCUAAUGGAGAGUGGUUAUAAGAAAAUUUCACCAUUUUUGGUUCCUUAUUCUCUAUCAAACAUGGGUUCAGCCUUGCUCGCUGUUCAUCUUGGCUUUAUGGGACCAAACUACUCCAUCUCAGCUGCUUGUGCGACAUCCAACUUUUGCUUCUAUGCUGCUGCUAAUCAUAUCCGUGAAGGGAAGGCUGAUUUGAUGAUUGCUGGUGGGGUUGAUGCUGUCAUUGUUCCCGUGCAAUUGGGAGGUUUUGUUGCAUGUAAUGCAUUAUCUCAAAGAAACCAUGAUCCCCAAACUGCUUCUAGACCAUGGGACAAAGAUAGAGAUGGGUUUGUCAUGGGCGAAGGUGCUGGUGUCUUGGUGAUGGAGAGUUUAGACCAUGCAAUGAAAAGGGGUGCUCCAAUACUUGCGGAAUACUUAGGAGGUGCAAUAAAUUGUGACGCUUAUCAUAUAACUAAUCCGAGAUUUGAUGGGCUCGGUCUUUCAUCUUGCAUUCAAAGCUGCCUUGUGGAUGCUGGGGUGUCGGUGGAGGAGGUAAAUUACAUCAAUGCACAUGCAACUUCAACAGUGAAAGGAGAUCUGGCAGAGGUUAAUGCACUCAAGAAUGUGUUUAAGAACACCGAAGGGAUCAAAAUGAACGCCACUAAGUCUAUGAUUGGGCACUGUAUGGGAGCAGCUGGAGCUCUAGAAGCCAUUGCUACAAUCAAAGCUAUUCAAACAGGAUGGUUGCAUCCCACCAUUAAUCAAUUUAACCCAGAACCUGAUGUCGAGUUCGACACUGUUGCAAAUAAAAAGCAACAGCAUGAAAUCAACGUUGCUAUUUCAAGUUCAUUUGGUUUUGGUGGACACAACUCCGUAAUAGCAUUCUCUGCAUUCAAACCUUGACAUGUUUAUCUGGAAAGUGUUGGAAACUACAUGCCCGUUGAGGCAUUUAAUCAACUUAUCAAUAAUGAGAUUGCAUCAUUAC
Lactuca virosa is the source of this 1387-nucleotide messenger RNA. Lineage: Eukaryota; Viridiplantae; Streptophyta; Magnoliopsida; Asterales; Asteraceae. The record is from the annotation of a GenBank genome assembly.